Cyprinodon variegatus (sheepshead minnow) is the source of this 2389-nucleotide messenger RNA. It is a transcript of the gene wnt4, whose product is annotated as wingless-type MMTV integration site family member 4. Gene Ontology annotation, biological process: multicellular organism development; neuron differentiation; canonical Wnt signaling pathway. Lineage: Eukaryota; Metazoa; Chordata; Actinopteri; Cyprinodontiformes; Cyprinodontidae. The transcript is spliced from 4 exons. Gene Ontology annotation, cellular component: extracellular region. The coding region runs from base 239 to 1108 and encodes 289 amino acids. The record is from RefSeq and is a predicted model, not a curated record. Gene Ontology annotation, molecular function: cytokine activity; frizzled binding.
CCAUGUGUCCAUUUAGCGUUCAUAACACAAGCAGCAAAGAAAACAAAAUCAUGACUCAAUGUUCCAUCUCCAUCAGUUCUUCACUUUUGGACACAACAUGUGUUUUAUCAAUGCAGUGCUAUAGAGCAAACAGCAAUUUCCACACUUUAAGAGUAAAGCAAAUAGUUGAGUUUCUUCAGAUAACGAGUGCACUGCGGUUGUGUUCUAGGUCCAGAUCUGUAAACGCAGUGUGGAGGUGAUGGAUGCAGUUCGUCGUGGAGCCCAGUUGGCUAUAGACGAGUGCCAGUUCCAGUUUCGCAAUCGUCGAUGGAACUGCUCAACUUUGGAAACCAUGCCCGUGUUUGGCAAAGUAGUGACCCAAGGCACCCGCGAGGCAGCCUUUGUGUAUGCGAUCUCAGCAGCCAGUGUGGCAUUCGCGGUCACAAGGGCCUGCAGCAGCGGAGAGCUGGAAAAAUGUGGCUGUGACCACAAUGUGCAUGGAGUCAGUCAGGAGGGUUUCCAGUGGUCAGGCUGCAGUGAUAACAUUGCGUAUGGAGUGGCUUUCUCUCAGUCUUUCGUGGAUGUCAGAGAGAGGGGUAAAGGCCAGUCUUCUAACCGCGCCCUCAUGAACCUGCACAACAACGAAGCUGGGAGAAAGGCCAUCCUGUCCCACAUGCGUGUGGAGUGCAAAUGCCACGGUGUGUCAGGUUCCUGCGAGGUGAAGACCUGCUGGAAAGCUAUGCCACCAUUCCGCAAGGUGGGCAACAUCAUCAAGGAGAAGUUUGACGGCGCCACAGAGGUGGAGCAGCGCAGAGUGGGCUCUACUAAAGUCCUGGUGCCUCGCAACUCUCAGUUCAAACCUCACACUGAUGAAGACCUGGUCUACCUGGAACCCAGUCCAGACUUCUGUGACUAUGACCCGCGCACGCCGGGGAUGCUGGGCACAGUGGGGCGCCAGUGUAAUAGAACGUCGAAGGCCAUCGAUGGCUGCGAGCUGAUGUGCUGCGGCCGUGGCUUCCAGACGCAGGAAGUGGAGGUUGUGGACAGGUGUAGUUGUAAGUUCCACUGGUGUUGUUAUGUGAAGUGCAAACAGUGCCGCAAAAUGGUGGAGAUUCACACUUGCCGGUGAUGCGGGAGAGGAAGCGGGCGCAUCUGAUGGACGCAAAACAAAUGCCCAAUACUCUUCCUCAUUGACAAGCCAGAGAGAACAAAAAGAUUCGCAAAUCUCCCUCUUCUGCUUUGAAACCAUCCCACCCUCUGACUAGAGCGACGGCCAGUGAGAGCGCCAGGUCAGCCAUCAUCAACCAGAUCCAUCCUGCUGUUUUAAUGGCUAAUUCCAGCGAGGAAACAAAGACUAUUCCUUAAGAAGGACACCUUCUAACACCCUGCCUCCCUCAUGCUCACAUUUGGUUUGUCACUGAUGCCUUCUUAUUAUUAUGUUUAACUUAUUUGUUGAGACUGAGGAGAUUGACAGAGCGUGGACACAGCGGGAGGCGAGUCGGGAUGAUUAUGACAGAUUUGGAGCUGCAAAUAGUCAGUGGAGGGUGGAGUUGGGAUCUGAAGGUGGGCCGCCUACUGUGCUUGAUUCUGCUGCUGCUUCCAAGACUCAAUCAGAGAGCGGGAUGUCAAAAAAGGGACAACACAGAGGAACAAAUAUAGAUCUUCUGUGGUUCACUAGGUGCGGUAAAUUCCAGCUAGCCACGAACCUUUGACGUUGCCCAGAGAAUACCCCCUGAUGUAGACACGCCCACUGGAUUCUUCCUCCUACAAGGAGGAUGAUGAUUAUGUUGAUGACGGUGAUGGAGAGGAAAAAGCCACUUUCGUCUCCUUCUGGUUUGUUUCCCAGUACUGGCAGUUCAUGGUAUCUCACAGAUAUAACAGAUACACAUAGUAGGGGUGUAACAAGAUGUCGUCCCAUAAAAUCUUGAUAUUAAAGCACUACAGUAUUCCUCAUCUAAGAAACGUAUCUGCUGUCUGCACGGGACUAAAGAGGGCUAAAUGUGUCAGCUUGGGUUCUGAACACGAAGGGGAAAGUUUAUUUUGAAUUAAGGAAAUCCUUCUUGAGCUGGUUUUGUUAACAAAUUUGAAAAAUAAAAACUUAUGAUUAGGGUUUACCAGAAGACUCCAUUACAAAAGUGUCCAAUAGAGCGUUAUUUAAACCUUCCUACCUGCAUCUGUUCAUGGAAAGGAAAGAAAACUGCAAAGAAGGAACCAAGAUGCAGAUGAUUUUGUAGCACUGUGAGAACACUGUGAUUGGCUAACACUGACUGCACUAAAGUUAACAUUUCCCUUUCAAUUCAAUUCUAUUCAGUUUAUUUCUAUAGCUCCAAUUCACAUCAUGUCAUCUCAGGUCACUUUCCAGUUCACCAGAUCAUCCAGUCAGAUUGAUUCAAAGUUUUCUAUCUAAGGA